GAGUCUCGCCUGUCAGUCACAGGAGGAAGCUCAGAAGGAACAACGGCGGGGGGGAGCUUUCAACUCAUCAGUGCAACAAACCACCCGCGUUCCGGUGCGAAGCGGAGCAAAAACGAGAAGCGUUCAACACCGUCAGAAAAUAAUUGCAGAAGUGUGAAGACUGGCUUGCGAACUCACAGUGAAUGGACAGAUCCAACCCCGGUGUCUAAACUGAUCUCAACUUCGCCAGUCUAGAGGGGGAAAGAACUAGCAGAGCUCUGAAUGGUCCCAUGGUUCAGCUUCACAUUCCCGAAUGACUGGAUUGGGACAUUUCACUGCAACAUUGACCAGCGGACGGCAGUUUUAGAGUAAGGGACCAGCAGAGUUUGCAGGCUUCUGACAGAGUUCCCCGGAGCAGCUGCGUAACUGAACAGAGCUCCAGCGCUUCACCAAGGUAAAGGCAGGAAGCAGAACGCUGCUCCAAAGGGCCACCCACGUACCAAGGUGAUGGUCUGGCUAGCCGGUCGGCGUUGGCAGGUUCCCAUGUCCCUGAUUGUGCUGCUCUCUCUACACACCAGAGGUAACUGUCUUGACAACAUGCUUCUACGGAGUACAGGGAAGCUGAAUGUGGAACACAAGGGGGAACAUGGCGACAGCACAGUAUCGACACCUCCUCAGAGGGAUCUGUGGUGCCAUUGUCACCACCAUUGUCCCGAAGAGUCUGUGAACAACACCUGCAAAACGGAUGGUUACUGUUUCACCAUCAUGGAGGAAGGUGACUCAGGAGGCCACAUCAUCACCUCCGGGUGCCUGGGCAAAGAAGGUUCAGACUUCCAGUGUCGGGAUACGCCCAAGUCAUCUCAACGCCGAGCCAUCGAAUGUUGCACCGACCGAGAUUUCUGCAAUCGAGAUCUCCACCCCACGCUUCCACCGCAAGACAUGAGAGACUUUGUCGAUGGAAGCACCCAUCAUAUGGCCCUGCUGAUCUCUGUCACAGUUUGCAGCAUCGUUCUUGCACUGCUCAUCAUUUUCUGCUACUUCAGGUACAAGAGGCAAGAGGAAAGGCCGCGGUACAACAUGGGCAUCGAGCAGGAUGAGACCUUCAUUCCAGCAGGUGAAUCCCUCAAGGAUCUGAUCGAGCAGUCGCAAAGUUCAGGCAGUGGUUCCGGCCUCCCUCUACUGGUUCAAAGGACGAUAGCUAAACAGAUUCAGAUGGUGAAGCAGAUUGGAAAAGGCCGUUAUGGUGAAGUCUGGAUGGGGAGGUGGCGAGGGGAGAAAGUUGCCGUGAAAGUCUUCUUCACUAUGGAAGAGGCAAGCUGGUUCAGGGAGACGGAGAUAUAUCAGACUGUGCUCAUGAGGCACGAGAACAUCCUAGGUUUUAUUGCUGCUGAUAUCAAGGGAACAGGGUCAUGGACACAGCUGUACCUGAUCACAGAUUACCACGAGAACGGCUCUCUCUAUGACUAUUUAAAGUCCACUACCCUUGACACGAAAGCCAUGCUGAAGUUGGCAUACUCUACUGUCAGUGGACUGUGCCACCUGCACACAGAGAUCUUUGGCACUCAGGGAAAGCCAGCCAUUGCUCAUCGGGAUUUGAAAAGCAAAAACAUCCUGGUGAAGAAAAACGGAAUGUGCUGUAUCGCAGACCUGGGCUUGGCCGUUAAGUUUAUCAGUGACACUAAUGAGGUAGACAUACCCCUCAACACCAGGGUCGGCACCAAGCGAUACAUGGCUCCAGAGGUGCUGGACGAAAGUCUUAACCGCAAUCAUUUCCAAUCCUACAUCAUGGCAGACAUGUACAGUUUUGGACUGAUCCUGUGGGAGAUAGCGCGACGUUGCGUGUCUGUAGGCAUUGUUGAAGAAUAUCAACUACCGUAUCAUGACUUGGUGCCCAGUGAUCCAUCCUUCGAAGACAUGAGAGAAGUUGUGUGCAUCAAGAGGCUGAGACCAUCGUUCCCCAAUAGAUGGACUAGUGACGAGUGUUUGAGACAAAUGGGGAAAGUUAUGACUGAAUGCUGGGCCCACAACCCAGCCUCCCGGCUAACGGCCCUACGAGUGAAGAAGACCUUGGCCAAAAUGUCCGAGUCCCAAGACAUAAAGCUCUGAUGUCUCCCCAGAACUCCGCUCAGUUCUAGAGGACCCUCGUGCAGCAUCUGACCCGCGUCAGCUGGGGGAGGUGCGAGUUCUCGACCCUUUCCAAACUACCUUCCUUCUGGUUGUCUCGAUCGCGCCACUGUUGAGUGCACAAGGGAGGACUGCACUGUCCACUAUUACCGGGAACGGUUGCAGGAGCAUCCACGGGGGUUUUGUUUAUGCUUGCAUCUAGUGUAAGAAGUAUUCAAAGAUCAAUGCAAUAGAGGUUGCAUGCUUUGCUUUCUGUGAAAGCUGCUCAUGUCAUUUUUUUUUAAAGUAUUAAGCCUUGCAAGACUCAGAUGGCAACUUGAGUCUGUUCUGGAUUGUGCAUAAGCUGAGUGGAUUGCUCACCCUUGUUAACUCCAAGCACAUCCACACAAAGACACUUCUCUGUUUAACUUACUCAGAGCUUUUGAGAACUGAGGGUCAGACGCUGGAAAACCUACCUGCGCCAAGAUCUGCUACCUUAACCCAAGUUGGUUGGAUGACAGAGAAUCUGCUCAGGAGCUCCAGUGGACCCUGCUGCUGUCAGCUUCGAACUGAAGUGUUUUGUUUUCAUCUGGUCAUGGGAUUUAGCUGCUGCAGGCAAUGACAGAGCUUAUUGCCCCUCCCCAGUUGGUCUUGAGGAGGUGGUGGAGAGUCGUCUCCCUGAGCCGCUGCAGUCCGUGUGCUGAAGGUGCUUCCACAGUGCUGUUGGACAGGGAGUUCCAGGAUUUGGACCCAGCGACUGUGAAGGAGUUGCAAAGUUUUCCCAGGUCACAAACGCGGAGCGGCUUGGAGAGGAAUCUGAGGGGGUUGGUGUUCCCAUGUGCCUGCUGCUCUUGUCCUUUUUGGUAAUGGAGCUCGUGGUUUUGGGAGGUGCUGUCGGAGUAGCCAAGGCUUGCAACUACAGUGCAUUUUGAUCAACACACACUGUCGCCACAGUGCACCGGUGAUGUAGGGAAUGAAUGUUUUGGAUGAAGGGUUGGGUACCAGCCAAGUGGCGCUGAGCUUUUAGCUUUUUAUAACUAACAAGCAGUUGGAGAUGGACACCUUUGAUAGGAGCUGAAGACAAUGGAUGCUACAAGAAAGGUACAGCUUGGAAGAAACCCACAGAGAUUUACAUUGCUGGGCUGCUCUUCAUUAACUUACUCCGCAGCAGCUCGAAACCAUCUUUUAUGACGUGACUAGUUAGACUCGAAAGGAAAUGGUUGAUUGACGUUGCAUCAUUACAGACAGUAUGCGCCUUUCUUUCUCAUAGGUCACUCAGAUGUUUGACAGGGUUGGAUUAGUUGAUAAUACAGCUCAAGUAUUCUCUUGAUUCUCAUAAUCAAUCAUUGUAUAAGAGCUGCCCCCCACACUCAGUAACCUUACCCACACCAUUGUCCCACACUAAACUAACAUAUCUAUCGCCUUUGCUUUUCGUAAGCUUUCAGCUCUCAGCACCAUCAGUGAAGAAGUGUAUGGUGAAGUUGCCUAUAAUUAUUGUAGGACCAUUGGAAGAGAGAUAAAGUUAUUCCAAAGUUACAUCAACUCUGUCUGCGUCCAUUGAUACCCUCACCUGGGGCAGAACUGCCCAACUGUGACUCAGCGGGUACAGUUCUGUGGGACAAGUUUGUGUGUUGCAGUCUCCCCUCAAGGCAACUUUAGCCCAAUACUCCAAUGUAACACUUUCAGAGUGCAGGACACGGGAGAUGUUAUCUUUUCCAUGAGUCAGUAAAUGAAGGCCCAUCUCUUUCUGAGGUGGGUGUAAACGAUCACACAGUGUUCCACUGAAGAAGAGCAGGGGCAUUACUCAUGUUAACUGUUACUGAACCACAUUAAAGUCAGACCAGUCUUUCGAUUGAAGGUGCUCCCACAGUGCUGUUGAGCAGGGAGUUCCAGGAUCUACACCCAACAAUAGAAUGGCAAUACAUUUCCAAGGCAGGAGGGUGUGUGAGUAGGGAUCAGUGGGGUGGGGGAGAGAGAGUUGGUAGCAUUCAUUGCUUCUCCGGGUCAAGGGUUAAGAACAUAGAACAGUACAGCACAGGACCAGUCCCUUCGACCCACCAUAUAUGUGCUGACCAUGAUGCCAAUUUAAACUAAUCCCAUCUGCCUGUACGUGGUCUAUAUUCCCCGCAUUCCCUGCUUACUCAUGUGUCUAUGCCUCUUGAAUGCUGCAAUUGUAUCUGCUUCCCUGGCAGUGCGUUGCAGGCAUCUACCACUGUGUAAAAAACUUGCCUCACAAAUCUCCUUUAAACUUACCCCCCUCACCUUAAAGCUAUGCCCUCUAGUUAUUGGGCAUUUCUACCCUACCUAUGUUUCUCAUAAUUUUAUAAACUUCUAUCAGAAACAGAAGUAAAUUCUGUCCCUCGCUCUCAUUCCACUUGGGUCACCGCAUCCAAAUCAUUGAUACAGAUUGUGAACGGCUGAGGUCCCAGCACCCAUCCCAUGGCACCCACCAGUUGCAGUGAAAAGAUACAGUUGAGACCCCACCUUAACAUCAGUUCCAACGUGAGUCAGGGUGGUAUCACUGAAGGGAACGUGCAUCCGAAAGGUGCAACAUAAUUUUAGCAUCCAAUCAACGACAUAGCUUUGCACCAUGCAACUGUGGUCCGUGAUUGAUCAAAGCUUCUGCACCUUUUAUUGUUGCUGCUCAGCUUAGUUACAAAUGCUUUGAAGUUGGAAUUGUGUCUUUGACCAAUAAGAGAUGCAUCUGUCACUAAAAUAGGGAGAGAGAGGAAAAUAACCCAGUCUGGACAAUGAUGGCCUGGAUACGGUGCCUAAUGGUGUGGUGACGCCACUUAUCUCUCACCUUGAAGAAAGCCCUGCUGAAAGAUCUAAUGAUCCUCACCAUAUCACUUUCUGUCAAGUCUCAGUUUGGUGAGAUUCCUGGCACCCAGUGUUGUCAUCAUGCUGGCCGGGCAGCCAAUCACAUUGAUGAAUCCUCUGACAAAAAAGCACUGAUUGUAAAUGACCAUUUUUAAAACCUUACUAAAUAAAAAGCACAAAAUACAGAGCAGAAUUUACACAGGAGUUCGGUACAAACAGAAAUAUCAUGAGCAGACUCUUUGAAUUUUUUUUCUUAUUUUAAGGUCCAUUGUAUUUUGAUAGAUUUAUCUGAGGGAAUUAUAAUCUACACAUAUAAGUUAGGGUCAGACAGGUUAUUAAACAUCAAUUAUGGCUCAGUAUGCUACUGAAAUUUCACUCUUAAUAAAUGCAUCCAGAUUACCUUACAAGGACAAUAGUUCAUAAAUAACUGAAGAUCACAUUGCUGUGAGAAACAGUGCUUCCUCCAGAGAAGCCGGAAUGGACCUGACAUCAGCUUCUGGGUUUUCUUGUUCAGAUGUGCAUGUGUGCAUUCGGUGUAACGACAGCAAACUCCAAGCCAUUGAAUUCUCGUGCAAACCCGAAUGUUAAAACAAGGACCAUGAACCAGAGCUUGUGUUGGACAAUCAGAAGCACAGCUGGAAAGAAGAUUAGGUGCAACAUGCAGUAAUUCAAGGUUGUGAAUUAUUUUAUUUUUAAAAAUGUAUAAACCCUUUAAGAGCACAUUGGUGUCUGAGUAGAUUGUGCUCCCAUCUUCAAGGAAUACAAAUUCUGGAUUUAAUUUUAUCUCUCCUUUAUCCUCAUCCUUUUUAUUUAAAACUGCAGUGUUUAGGUCUGUCAGAUUGGAGUUAAAGGGAAUUGUUCUGUGCCGUGUUGAGUCUGUCUUAGCGUUUGGCAGCGAGCAAUUUCAGUUGUGUGUACCUUGUCAGUCUCUCUCAUCCCACACUCCGCUCUCCCACCUUCCCCCUGCCCCCCAAAACCCUGCCCCUUCUCAGUCCUGCCAGGUCUUAGACAGGAUUGAAGAAACGCUGUUUGCUGCUUUGUGAGCCAAAGUGAACUUGGAAAAAUGAUGGCAUGAGGGAUCUAAGUUCCCCUCAGCACCGAGAGUGUGGUUGGCUCCAAUCUCUACAUCAGGAAAGCUGAAACUGACAACAAUGUUGGAACACCAGAACCUUGCAGAGAACAUUGUAUUUUGUUAAGCUACUAAUGAAACUCUCUCGAUUGUAUAACUGGAAGCAAACCAUUGUUUUUUUUUACAUCUGUACAGAUGAAAUAUGAUAAACAGAAGGCGACAGCUCACUGGGAAACAGUGCCUUAUUUAAACUGUACAUAGUUGUAAAUCAGAGGGAUUAGAAGACAGAAUAUUAGUUGUAUAUGCUAUAAAUAUGUAUUGUGUUUACCAUUUCCCUAAUAAACAAAUUCAGACAGCCACACUUCC
Molecule: messenger RNA, 6337 nt
Organism: Pristis pectinata (smalltooth sawfish)
Lineage: Eukaryota; Metazoa; Chordata; Chondrichthyes; Rhinopristiformes; Pristidae
Gene: bmpr1ba
Product: bone morphogenetic protein receptor, type IBa
Exons: 14
Coding region: 487-2085 (532 amino acids)
Biological process (GO): cellular response to growth factor stimulus; dorsal/ventral pattern formation; BMP signaling pathway
Cellular component (GO): signaling receptor complex; plasma membrane
Molecular function (GO): transforming growth factor beta receptor activity, type I; ATP binding; SMAD binding
Source: RefSeq, a predicted model, not a curated record